UCCUUACGCACUUCCGGUUCCCGUUCCUUGUGUGCUAAGAUGGCGGACCGGCGACGACGAAGGAGGCGCGCGUCUCAGGACAGCGAAGAUGACGACGAGUCUGCGUCCGGGUCGGAGAGUGGGAGAUCGGCUUCCCCCGGCGCGAAGACCCGUGUUAGAGUCCCCGAGCCGGGGGAGACUCCAGCUGUGCGCGUUGCCCCGAAAAGCGACGUCGAGUCCGAGUGUGAAAGUGAAGACGGUGUAGGUGAAGCUGUCCUUUCUGACUAUGAAAGUGCUGAUCCGGAGGAGAAUGGCUCGCGCUCGGAGGGAGGAGAGGAGGAGGAGGAGGUUGAACACUUCAGUCAAGAAGAUGCUGCACCCCCAACCGCAGAGCCGAAAGCAGCGGCUGAAGCUCCUACUGAAGUUUUGGUAGAGGAGGAGGAGGAGGAGGAAGAAGAAGAAGAAGGGGAGGAGGAGGAGGAAGAGGAGGAGGAGAGAGAAAUGAAAGAAGUGAAAGCUGAUGAAAAGGGCAACUUGGCAGGAGAGAGGCAGAGUGGGGAUGGUCAGGAGAGCACGGAUGAUCCUGAGAAUAAGUCUGCUAGUAAACCUGGUCAGAAGUUGGAUGAUGAUGAGGACCGGAAGAAUCCAGCGUACAUCCCCCGGAAGGGCCUGUUUUUUGAGCAUGAUGUGAGAGGCCAGACUCAAGAUGAAGAGAGACCUAAGGGCAGGCAUAGGAAGUUGUGGAAAGACGAGGGUCGCUGGGAGCACGAUAAAUUCCGGGAGGAGGAGCAGGCCCCCAAAUCACGCGAGGAGCUGAUUGCUAUUUACGGUUACGACAUUCGCAACGGCAACGGCUCCAGUGACACCAGACCAUUCAAGCCACGGAAGCCCAGGCAUCCUGGCCCGCUAAACCAAGAAUCCAAGCGUUACAGGGAUGUUGAGAAGCCCCCCCGCUCCUCAUGGCAUGGUGCGGCUCCCGUUGCCCGCAGUGCCCCGCCUGUGACAGGAACGUCCCAGUCAGGUUUUCCUGCUGCUCCUCGGCCCCAGAAUCGACCCUCCACCCAGCCCCCUGCACGCACCUUCCAGAGCAGUCGUCGGCCUGAAAUAAUCAGGAGUCAUCCUAAGGCCAGCACGCGACCCCAGGCUCCUGAGAGCGAGAGGGCACCCAGACUUAGGGGCCGAGGUUCUCAUGGAACCCCUCACCAUGCCCGGCGCAGUCCACAAGAAGAUGAAGAAGAGGAAGGUGAAAUUCCCAUUGUACCCACCACUUACUACAAAUCUGAGCAGGAGACAAGCUCUUCAUCGCAGCAAAAGGAGGAGUGUGGAACAACGGCGGAGCAACAGUCGAGCGCACCUGGCACAGUAAGGGAGGUGUCACCACCUCCUGAGAGGCCAGUGGAGAAAAAAUCCUACUCACUGGCACGUAGGAGCCGGGCCAGGCCCUCGGACCUUAGCAAGCAGGCCUCGCUGGAAGAGGCGGUGCUCACCCCACAGGUUGUGCCCACUGCUGCCAAGACCGAAUCAUGGCAGGGACAGGGUGAUGCGGGCACACAGAGUGGCCUGUCAAGGCUCGAUCAGGACCUGGCCCGUCUCAAUCUGGCUGGGCAAAGCUGGACCCAGAGUCCGGCCUCAUACCUCCGGCCUGAGAUGAGGGGCAUCCCUAGUUCUAUACAUAUGGGAGGUGGACCUCCUCAAUAUGGCAACAUGGAGGACAUGGGUGUCGGUGGUGGCCGGGCUAAGCGGUAUUCAUCUCAGAGGCAGAGGCCGGUGCCUGAACCAGCGCCAAUGCACAUAGGGCUUAUGGAGGGCCACUAUUAUGAAACCAUGUCAUUCCAGGGACCAAUCUACACACAUGGCGACAGUCCAGCUGCCAUGCCACCACAGGGACUGCUGGUGCAACCAGAGAUGCACCUGCCUCACCCCACACACCCCGGCUUGCAUCCUCACCAGUCAGGAGGACCGAUUCCGAACCCUGCGCUUUACGCUGCUCCGCCCGUUUCUCUGUCACCUGGACAGCCACCCCCACAGCAACUUCUUCCCCCACCCUUCUACCCUCCACCUGGAGUCAUGACAUUUAGCAACACCAACUACCCUUACCCUGCUGGAGCUACACUACCCCCCAUCUACCCCAAUGCACAGGCUCAGUCACAGGUGUAUGGCGGAGUGACGUAUUUUGACACAGUACAGCAGCAGGCUCAACCCAAACCUUCUCCACCACGCCGUACUUCACAGCCAGUCACAGUCAAGCCUCCCCCGCCAGAGGACCAGAGCAGGAAGCCCAGUGAGGAGGUGCGCUCCUAGCUGCUGCUGAAAGGAGUGACCAGGACCAGCACCAUUUGUGGAUGAAUAUAAUUUCACUUUGUUACAUCACUUUUUUUUUCUCUUUUUUUUUUUUUUUAAACUUGUAACUUUUGAUUUUAUUCAUUGUCAAGCAUGUCACAUUCACCCUCAUGCAAGGCCCUCCUUGUGAGUCAUGUCUCGAUCGUAUUUUUCAUCACCUGAUCUAUUUGCUGUGUGCUGCUUCACUCUCUCAAGGCAUGUAUUAGUUCCUAAAGGAAAUGUACUGUAAGUUAUAUAUGUCAAGCCGACACGGAAAGGGGAUUUGCUGCUAUUAAUCACUAUCAUAAUCAUUAUCGAUAAACGUCACGUGUUGUACUAAUCCAGGCCUUUAUUUUAGAUAGGAAAGGCAGAUAAACAUAAUUAGAAACAUUUCAUUUAGUGCAGCAUGUUGAAUGUGUUUGAGAAGAAAACAUGUCUGAGGCUAUUGAGAUCAAGGACUAUUGGAAAUGCAAUAUAUACUUGUUCACAAUUGGACCUGCAUGAUAAUUAUCUGAUGGAAUUUUUACCCCAUUUUGUGUUUUGAAGAAUGCAACAUGAAUGCAGGUCGGCGCCAUACGGCGACACAUUAUGAUUCUCAUUAAACGUUGAAUUUAAAUAUGUGCAUGUAGUGUUUAACGUUCACAUUCAGCAUUCGAGGGCACAUUGUUUGGCCUGGCAGUCUAUGCAUCUCCUUUUCCCUCCCUCUCUAUCUGUGUAAAUGUUUAUUAGUAACUAAAAUAAGGCAAUAUGUUUUAGCUGUAGUGCAUUUUCCAGGCCAGUCAGUGAGGGCAGGAAGCGUUGAGCUGUGGCAUGGUAUGAUCCAUGUUUAGUAUAUAAACUAAUUGACCAAAAAAUGUUGGCAUCCAGCUGUCAGUGCUGACGUACAGAGACACAAAUCUAAAGAGCUCCUUUUCUGUGGUCAACACAAAGCACAUGCACAUGUGGUUUACGCAGAUGAUUUGUGCAUCUUUAAGGGCUGACAGAAAGGUAGUGAAUUAUAAGUAUGACUGUUCUAAUGGCAAGUUAAAAAAAGUUAUUGGAGGUCAUGUGUCUUUUAAUUCAAUAGCAGUUUGCUCAUAGGCUCUAAUGCAUUUAAAAAAAAAAAAAAAAAAAAGGUUUUUUUUUUUUACUCAAACCCAACAGUGCUAAUUUUUAAGUGCUCAAGCAGUAUAGUUUCUGUAAAGGUGCUAGUCUCUUGUGUGUAGUGAAGUCAACUCUUCACUCUUCCCCACAUCAAUGGCACAUGCCUGAUCUCUGUAUCUUUGACUUUGUUCUGUGUUAAAUACAAUACUGUAAUAAAGGUUUCAAGUUAAGAUGACUUUACUUGGUAGGGAGUGUACUGUGUGAUGCUCACUCAACCAUUUAACAGUGCAUUUUGUGCUGUGAUGUUCUGGGGAAAACUCAGCCCAGGACCGUUCACUUUGCCUGAAACUGACAUACUUGACAGUGCUACUGCUUGGUGAUGGCUUUUUUGUGUAUAUCUAUAUAGAAUAAAUGUAUUAUUGAAGCCUGUGGUUUAAAAACAAAACAAAAAAACAGUAAUACCUUAAACUUAGUUACUAGUGAAAUACUGUCACCUUGAACAAAGUUAGCAGGGAUUCCUAGCCUUCAUUUGUUGUCUAAUGAAUUAACUGAUAAUUAACUUUUGCAAUUAUCAAUUGUACCAACAGCUUAUUUUAUUUUAUAGAUGUGCUAAUUACAAGGGUUUGUUUUUCUUUCUUUUUUUUCUUUUAGGAGCACUGUACAGGCAUGCAUGAGCACAUGGCUACAUUUCUUUGUGAAAGCAAUUCUAGGUGAGCUCCAGGGGCUGUGAAUCUGUUUAUCAACCCCACCAGACUCUGUGAUGGAUAUGUCCUUUAAAAUGGUUCCCUUUACCAUUUGCUCCUGGUAGCCUGCCAGUAUAACUGAAAUCAACUUCUUACGUUAUCAGUGUUGUUUAGAUGUGGUUUAUAAGAUGAUUUGUGAUGUUACUUUCUAUGCCUUAAAAAUUGCAUUUGUUUGACAUAUCUGCUCCGAUUAACUAGACCUGCCAACACUGUGACGGGCUUGUACGUUUCAUAGGUGUUUAAAUGUUUUUUAAAAAAUCAUUUUUUGUGUGUUUUUUGUUUUUUUGUGGAGCAAUUUUGUCAAGAGAAUUAUUAAAACAAGACCCAUGUGUAA
Messenger RNA from Ictalurus punctatus (channel catfish), 4458 nucleotides. RefSeq names its product casc3 exon junction complex subunit (gene casc3). Gene Ontology annotation, cellular component: exon-exon junction complex. Gene Ontology annotation, biological process: mRNA processing. The record is from RefSeq and is a predicted model, not a curated record. Lineage: Eukaryota; Metazoa; Chordata; Actinopteri; Siluriformes; Ictaluridae. Gene Ontology annotation, molecular function: mRNA binding. Bases 40 to 2280 code for a protein of 746 amino acids. The transcript is spliced from 13 exons.